This is a messenger RNA of Adineta steineri, 1623 nucleotides long. The record is from the annotation of a GenBank genome assembly. Lineage: Eukaryota; Metazoa; Rotifera; Eurotatoria; Adinetida; Adinetidae.
AUGUCGGCAUUAUCAUCAAAUACAAAAUAUUAUAAAGAAGCAUAUACUCUUUUUCAACAAUGUACGAAAAAAGAUGAUCGUCAAGAUUUAGCAAAUAAAGUAUUUGAAGAAGCAUCAUCAACAACAUCUGAUACAUGUAAAAUAGUAAAAUCAUGUUCACGUGAAUUUGAACAAUUAUUACCACAUGUGACAUUACCAACAACAUUAUCUUCAUUUUUUGAUCGUUUAACCGAAACUGAUUUAGAUGAUUUUAUUCGAGAUCGUUCAGCAUGUUUUGUAUUAGAAAAACUUCUUUCAUAUUUACCAAAUCAUUUAUCAACUGAAAAUCAACAAAUACAUACAGCAUAUGAUCGUCUUUUUCGAUGUAUAUGUGAAAAUUUUGAUGAUUAUAUACAAGAAACCGGUACAAGUCAUAUUAUAGCAUCAACAAUAUCAUUUCUUCAUCCAUUAAUUAAUUCAAAUGAUAAUAAUGAAUAUGAACAAUUAAUUGAUGGUGGUCGAACACCAAAAAAAUUUUUUGAAUUACCAGCCGAUUGGAAUGUCGAUGAAAAAUUACGAGAAAUAAAAAAAUUAAUUAAAAAAAAUACAAAUUAUAAUGAAUUUGUAUAUGCAACCUUACUUCGUACAUGUGGUUAUCUUAAUGAAAAACUUUAUAUUAAAUUAGUUGAUCAUAUAUGUGAAAAACAUUAUUCAGAAAUAAAUCUUGAACAUAUAUUAGAUAAACGAUCAUCAUUUAUAUUUGAAGUUCUUUUAGAAUUUCCAUCUGAACAACGAAAUAAUAUACUUUAUGAAAUUGUUUUAAAUAAUAUUGAUGAAAUCUAUUUACAUUCAAUUGGAAAUUUUUUUCUUCAACAUUUAUUAUUAACAUUAAAUGAAAAAGAUUUAAUUGAAAAAAUUUAUCUAUUAAUUAUGAACGAUGAUAGAUUUACUAAACUUGUUGAAAAAGGACAAAUUAGAUUAUUAAUAACAUUUAUUCGUGUUUGUGAACGAUUUCAUUGUCAUUAUGAAGAACUUAUCAGUCGAUUGAAAUUAUCCAUUAAUUGUACAAAUCCAAGUAUUAGUGAAUUUAUUCCUAGUGUAUUGAAAUUAAGAGCAGAAAAUCCUGAAACUCAAUUAAUAACAAAAGAUGGUUCACUUGUUGUUCAAGCUCUUCUUCGUGCUGAAAAAAUUGAUUCAUUAACACGUCAAUCAUUUCUUUCAUUGACUGGUGAACAAAUAUCAAUAAUUGCUUGUCAUCCAAGUGGUUCACAUUUACUUUGUCAAUUAAUUCUUAAAUCAAAUCUAUGGUCUAUACUUCGACAAAAGAAUUUCUAUGAUAAACUCAAUCAAGAAUAUACAAAAAUGGCUUGUGAUAAAUCUGCUUGUUGGUUUGUUACACAAUUAUGGAAAAGUGCUACAACAAUUGAUCAAAAACUUCAAAUGGCUAAAAGUAUGGCAAAAGAUUUUCAAACACUUCGUUCUCAUACAUAUGCAAAAUUUAUUGCAUAUGAAAUGAAUUUAACAGCAUUUUGUUCAAGACCAGAUCAAUGGAAACGAAGUAUUGAUACAAUUCUUAAAAAACAUGCUUUAUUUGAUGAUCUUGAUGAUGAUAAACCGAAAAAGAAAAAGAAGAAAAAAUUCUAA